AUGCUAAGGUGUGCUACUAAUAGAAAGCACAUAUUAACCAUUGAUUCAGUUGAUUUUCCAAAACAUACACAUACAAUACAGUCUAUAAGCAAUGAUGUCGAACGCUACUGGGGUAAAGAAGUAACAUUAUCUGGAUGGAUCGAUAAGAAACCGAAAAAAAUUAGUAAAAAUAUAGCAUUUGCAACAUUAAGGGAUUUUGAAGGAAACUUUACACAGAUUGUUACAACUGAUCCUGAAUUUGCUUCUAAAUUAAGAUCAUCCCAAGUGGAAGACUGUGUUUCCAUUAAAGGUAUAAUUGAGAAUAGACCUUCAAGAAAUGAAACUGAUGGUAUUAGAUGGGAUUUGAAGAUUCAAGAUUAUACCCUACUUAACUCAAGUGAUAUUCUAGCGUCUCAAUUGGAAUCUUUGAAAAGUAGUCCAAAUUCAUUUCCACAACAGCAUAGAUAUCUUCAACUGAGAUUACCAUUUUUCCAAAAUGCGUUGAAAUCUCGUGCAAAAGCAUCACAAAUCAUUAGAGAUAAUUUGAAUAGUUUAUCAUUUACAGAAGUUGAAACACCAUUAUUAUUCAAGUCAACACCAGAAGGUGCAAGGGAAUUCUUAGUUCCUACUAGAAAAGAAUCAUCAUUUUAUGCUUUACCACAAUCACCACAACAAUAUAAACAAUUGUUAAUGGCUAGUGGUGUAAAAAAUUAUUUCCAAAUUGCUAAAUGUUUUAGAGAUGAAGAUCUUAGAGCUGAUAGACAACCUGAAUUUACACAAGUUGAUUUAGAAAUGUCAUUUGCUAAUGCUCAAGAUGUACAAAAAAUCGUUGAAAGUUCUGUUAAAAAAGUGUGGAAGGAAGUUGGCACUGAAGAGAUUGUUACUAUCAACAAGAAGGGUGAUAUUGUCAAUGGUGAUUUUAUCCAUCUAAGUUAUAAUGAAGUUCUAUCAAGAUACGGUAUUGACAAACCAGAUCUUAGAUCAACAGUGGAAAUACAAGAUCUAAGUGAUUUCGCUAAAGCUAUCGAAGAUGAUAAAUUCCCGGUAUUUGAAGUUUGUGUAUUGAAGAAUGCAUUCGAACAGAACUCUAAACCCAAACUACCAAAAUCAUUAUUUGACUCGAAUGAAUACAGAAAUAGAAAACCAAUAAUUGUCCCAAUCAAGGCAGAAUCUGAUAUCAAUGAUUGGUAUACCAAAAUGUCAUCUAUCGCUAAUAUUCAUGAUCUUGAAGGUUUACAACAGAAAUUAAACUUACAAGUUGGUGAUAUAAUUGCUGGAUCAACUCGUUCAAGAUUAACAUAUGAAAAUCCAACACCAUUAGGUCGUUUUAGACAACUUUCAAUCUCAGAAUUUCCUGAUAAGUGGAAAAGAUCAAAUAACAAAUUUAUUGGUGCAUGGAUUGAAGAAUUCCCAUUAUUCAACCCAUCUGAAGAAUCAACAUCAGUAAAGACACAAUAUCCAAUUUAUGAUUAUGAAAAAUUAGAAUCAACACAUCAUCCUUUCACAAUGGUCAAUCCGGAAGAUUAUGAAUUUUUGGAAACUGAUCCGUUAAAAGCUAAAGGUGAACAUUAUGAUUUAGUUUUAAAUGGAGUUGAAUUAGGUGGUGGAUCAAGAAGAGUUCAUGAUGUUGAAAUUCAAAGAUAUAUCUUUACAGAAAUUUUAAAAAUUUCCAAACCAGAUGAGUUGUUUGGUCAUUUAUUAAAAGCUUUAAGUUUAGGAUGUCCACCUCACGCAGGUUUUGCAAUUGGAUUUGAUAGGUUAUGUGCAAUGUUAAUUGAAAGUCCAAGUAUAAGAGAUGUCAUUGCAUUCCCAAAGACUCAAAAUGGUGUUGAUCCUGUUGUCGAAAGUCCAAGUGAUGUAUCAAAUGAAGUUUUGGAACAGUACCAUAUUAGCAAGUUGAAAUAG
Messenger RNA from Hansenula ciferrii, 1884 nucleotides. It is a transcript of the gene MSD1, whose product is annotated as aspartate--tRNA ligase MSD1. The coding region runs from base 1 to 1884 and encodes 627 amino acids. Gene Ontology annotation, cellular component: mitochondrion; cytoplasm. The transcript has 2 exons. The record is from RefSeq and is a predicted model, not a curated record. NCBI's taxonomy places the organism in Eukaryota, Fungi, Ascomycota, Saccharomycetes, Phaffomycetales, Wickerhamomycetaceae. Gene Ontology annotation, biological process: aspartyl-tRNA aminoacylation. Gene Ontology annotation, molecular function: aspartate-tRNA ligase activity; ATP binding; nucleic acid binding.